GCACGUCUAGCCAGUAGCCAGCCAGUCCGUCACACACGCGCGAGUCGACCACACGCUAGCGCGCGAUUAAAAAAUAAAAUUAAAAACAAAACCGCCAUGUUGCUUGUCGUAUCUCUUGCGGUCUUGUUGGCCAGUGUUCAAGCCAAAUUUUACACGGAUUGUGGUUCGACGUUUGGGUCCGUGGCGAAAGUAGGUGUGAGCGGGUGCGACGACUCGGCCAAGGAGUGCAUCCUCAAAAGAAACACCAAUGCCACCAUCACUAUAGAUUUCACACCAACGAUAGCAGCGAAAGAGAUAACCACAGAAGUCCACGGGGUCAUCAUGAACCUCCCCGUGCCGUUCCCUCUGCCGCAGCCCGACGCCUGCAAGGGCAGUGGACUAACCUGCCCACUCAAGGCCGGUGAACUAGCCAACUACGUGACGUCAUUGCCAGUCCUCAAGUCGUACCCCAAGGUCAAGGUCGAUGUCAAGUGGGAGCUCAAGACGGACAGCGGAGACCUGGUCUGCAUCAUGAUCCCGGCCAAGAUCAAUUAAGUACGAUAAUACGUCUUACUACGAAAGGAAGUUCUUCGGAUUGUUAUUAUUUGCAAACAAAACGCGAGGUCAUAUUUAUUACAGUUUUGUUCCCAUUUUUUCCUGCCCCACGUGUCCGCCGACAUAUGGUGGGGAACAGAUGAAUGAUUCAUAUGAAUGCUCAUGGGCGUAGGCAGGUACAGGCUGGGGGGGGCAGCCGUUCAGUGUUAGUCAGCCGUUAAAGUCAGGUCGUUCAGUGACAGAUCCAGGCGGCUUUGUAUUUGGUUGGUUAAACAAUAAAUGUUAUAACUACUCAAAAAUGUACAAAUUGUUUGUUUACUUUUAUUAAAAUACCUAAAAAUACAGAGUAUAUAUUUGGCCCCAUCGUUAAACAAUAAUAAUGUGACGUUUAAGAUUUUGUAUACACAUAUUUAUACUAUGUAGUUAUACUUCACUGUUGUCUUAGCCGAACAAUAAAUCGCAAAUAAGAACCACAUUAAUUUUGUGGUUAUUAUGUAAUAAGUUUUAAACUUUUGACGCCAAUAAUUCCAUUGUGCGUUUCGUUUUUAGGAAUAUUUCCACUUCCAAGGAGGGAAUAUCAUUGGAAAUAUUACUAGGCGCAGAACUUCACUAUUUGUUAGUAAGAUGUUAAAACAACUUAAGUCCUUAAAGGUAUAUAUUUGAUUGGCAGAGACAGAUGAUAUUUAAGUUUUGAAUGUUUGAGGGAAAAGUAUUAAGAAAAUUAAUAUAAAUUGUAAAAACUUCUGAUCGAACUACGUUUCGAAUCCGAAUUGCGAGCCGACAUUUACGAAAUUGUGAAAAAUCUACUAUUUUCCAAAUGUUUAUCCCAGACACUUAAAUAAUUUAGGGGAUAUAGGGCGUCCGCUAGCGUGCGCGGGUGCACGGAGGGAGCGCACGCACGCGGGUGCUAUUGUAGGUAAAUCCGUCGCUCGCGUCCGCGUCAGUUAGCGUUGCUCAUACUAUGUUUUGUUAACCGUCACCCGCUCCGUGCAACCGCGCCCGCUAGCGAACGGCCUAAAACAGUUUAUGUAUAAGUUACUAGUGUUAGACCAAGAUAAGUCUGCAACGAUUUGGAUAGUGCAAGUGUUAUUUUAAACUUCAAAGUUCUAUAAAAUUAUGACGUAUAAAUAACACUGCGUGCGCUAUCAAAAUCGUUGCAGACUUGUCUUGGUCUAACACUAUAGCAAUCGCUCAUAUUUUAUUUUUUUCCCUUAUUUAUUUGUAUCACGUUUUACCCUCUGAGUAUGUUUUAUUUAUUUUUAAUACGUGGUUAAUUUUAUACGAUAACUAUAAUUUUGUUUUAUCAUUUGCUAUGCUUUUUCAAUUGGUCACAAGUCAUGUUUCUAACGUAUUAUAUGUGCUUUGAGAUCUUGCCUGACAUAGUUAAGGAAAUGAAUCUGAAGUAAAAUAACUAACUAUUCUUGUAUACUUCAUGCAUUGACCAAAGUUUUUGUGAUAAUUAUUAAUUAACAUGUAGUUUCAAUAAUAGUUAUGUUUUAUAUUAGAAUAGCAAAGCAACAUCACAAUUACUUAAUUAUUAUUGAAACCACAAAUGUAACGUGUAAAAACGAAUAAAACUGAUGAUAAUAAAA
Cydia pomonella (codling moth) is the source of this 2126-nucleotide messenger RNA. Its product is annotated as ecdysteroid-regulated 16 kDa protein-like. The transcript is spliced from 4 exons. NCBI's taxonomy places the organism in Eukaryota, Metazoa, Arthropoda, Insecta, Lepidoptera, Tortricidae. Gene Ontology annotation, molecular function: sterol binding. Bases 97 to 534 code for a protein of 145 amino acids. The record is from RefSeq and is a predicted model, not a curated record. Gene Ontology annotation, biological process: intracellular cholesterol transport.